AUGACCACCCACGUCGUCUCCCUUCAUCACUUGCAGCGUUGCGCCUUCAAUCCAUCUAACGCAGCUAGUUUCCUUCCGUAUACUGUCGAUUUCCACGAGUCCAAGUCCAACCCCGCAAGCCCACCACAACCAGCUCCCCCAAAGCUGAACGAGACUGCCCGCGAGUCCUCCUCUACCAGCAUAGGCAGUGCACGACCGCUUAGCAAAAAUGCAGCCGACGAACAGCCUCAAAGCCUCCUUAAGCGGGCGCCGCCAUCGCAUAUUCAGCUGCCCAAGACCCCCAUGAGAAUGGCUGAGCACGAAGACUUCUUUACUCCUGGUCAGCCCAGCGCUGCUACUCAUUUCCCAAAACCAGCAGACCCCCGGGGCUUGGUACGUAGCGAUGCCCACGUCCCCGAAUGGGGUACUACCGGUCUGUUCUUCAACCAGCCCAUGUCGAGGGCCGAGCCAGCACCUCCUGACACAAUUCUCGAAUACGCAAAGGCGCAGGAGCGCGCGCAAGCACAGAAGGAGCGCAUGAAGGGCUCACACGCCGGCAAGCCUACAACAGACCCGCGAUGGGCCACUGAGUACACCGUUGUGCCUGCUGUCCAGGGCAACGGCGGACUUACCAACGCUCUGCGUUGUGCAGUCGACAACAAGUGCAUCAGCGACACGAUAACUGUGGGCUUGAUCGGCUUCCCCACAGACAGCUUGAAUGAGGAGAAGAAGACGGAGAUUUAUGAGAAACUCGAGGAGGAGCAUGACGCCCUUACCGUCUUCGUCAGCGACAAGGACUUCGACGGUCACUAUGCUCACUACUGCAAGACUAUCCUGUGGCCAGUCUUCCAUUACAUCAUUCCCGAUCACCCCAAGAGCAAGGCUUUCCUUGAUCACUCAUGGGUCUUCUAUGUCAAGGUCAACCAAGCCUUCGCAGACAAGGUUGUCAAGAACUACAAGCGCGGAGACGUCAUCUGGAUCCACGAUUACCAUCUGUGUCUUGUUCCCCAGAUGAUCCGCCAGAAGCUCCCAGAUGCGCAGAUUGGCUUCUUCCUCCACACCGCCUUCCCAUCGUCUGAGGUGUUCCGCUGCUUGGCUGCGCGGAAGGAGCUGCUGGACGGUAUGCUCGGAGCCAACCUAGUUGCAUUCCAGACACCAGAAUACGCCCACCAUUUCCUACAGACAUGUAGCAGGAUUCUCUCAGUCGAGGCGACCGAAGAUGGUGUCCAGCUAGAAAACCGCUUCGUCAACGUGCACUCAUCACCGAUCGGCAUUGACCCUCGAGCUCUUGCCCUGGCGCGGGAAGAGCCCGAGGUUCUGGAGUGGAUCACGACUAUGCAGAAGAGAUACGAGGGCAAAAAGGUCAUCGUUGCUCGUGACAAGCUCGACAACAUCCGCGGUGUCCGACAGAAGCUGUUGGCAUUUGAGCUAUUCUUGAACAAGAACCCAGAAUGGAGAGAUAAGGUUGUCAUGAUCCAAGUCGCCACAUCCACCACUGAGGAUACUGAGCUCGCUGCCACUGUCUCCGAGAUUGUCACUCGUAUCGAUGCCGUCCACUCGACCUUGACGCACAACCCUCUCAUCUUUUUAAGACAAGAUAUUGCUUUCUCGCAAUACCUUGCACUGCUCUCCAUCGCUGACGCUCUCGCCAUCACGAGUCUCCGUGAAGGCAUGAACCUCACUUGCCAUGAGUUCGUCAUCUGCCAAGAUGGGCGUGCGAGCGACAAGAAGUACAGCCCCGUCAUUCUCAGUGAGUUUACCGGAAGUGCCUCAGUUUUCAACGGGGCCGAUCUAGCCGUAAACCCAUGGGAUUACAACAGCAUCGCGGAAGCAUUCCGGGUUGCAUUGGAGAUGACCGACUCCGAAAAGGAAAGGAGAUACACCAAGUUGCGCAACACAGUUAUGCACCAAACUGGCGAUUUCUGGGUGAAAAACCUGAGUACCCAUCUAGCCAAGGUCCACGAGGAACAGUUCAAGCGCGACACCAUGUCGAUUCCUCGUCUCUCUUCCAGCAAUCUUGCUCGUACUUAUCAGGAAUCUCAGCGACGACUCUUUGUCCUUGAUUACGAAGGUACCCUCGCUUCUUAUGGAUCUGUGAACAACACCAUCUUGGCAAACACCGAGCGUGUCAUCGUCGUUCUCAACGACCUUGUCGCUGAUGAGAAGAACGUCGUCUACGUUAUGACCGGUCGGACUGUUCGCGAGACCGAGCUCAUCUUUAACCGCGUGCGAGGUCUCGGUCUCAUCGCCGAGAACGGUUGUUUCUUGCGCGAGCCCAGUGCGAGUGAAUGGAUCCAAUUCCCUGAAGAAGAGAAGACUGUAAAAUGGAAGGACUCGGUCAAGCCUAUCUUACAGUACUAUCUCGAGCGUGUGGAAGGCAGCUGGGUUGAGGAGCGUCACUGCUCUAUUAUCUUCCACUACAACAAACCGACCGACAAGGACGACUCCGCAAGCCGACAUGCCGGCGACUGUGCGAACCACAUUAACGAUGCAUGUGAACAGCAACGCAUCAAGGCGGUUCCCACCAAAGACUCCGUUGUCAUUGAGCCCAUCGACUUCGAUAAGGCCUCUGCUUCGCAGUACAUCUUCAGCAAGUACCCAGAGACAGCUCGACCCGACUUUGUGUUUGCGGCUGGAAAUGACCGGAGCGAUGAGGGUGUCUUCCGAUGGGCAGAGAAGUUAAAGGAAGAGUGGAAGGUUCCCAAUGUCCAGACCGUCACCGUGGGUGACCGCAACUCAAUUGCCAUGUCGACACUACCCAACGGUGCAACUGGUUUGCUUGGCGCUCUAAGCAAACUCUCAAAGAACCCUCGCUCGACUUGA
This is a messenger RNA of Alternaria postmessia, 2802 nucleotides long. RefSeq lists its product as uncharacterized. Gene Ontology annotation, molecular function: catalytic activity. The record is from RefSeq and is a predicted model, not a curated record. Bases 1 to 2802 code for a protein of 933 amino acids. The transcript is spliced from 3 exons. Gene Ontology annotation, cellular component: alpha,alpha-trehalose-phosphate synthase complex (UDP-forming); cytosol. NCBI's taxonomy places the organism in Eukaryota, Fungi, Ascomycota, Dothideomycetes, Pleosporales, Pleosporaceae. Gene Ontology annotation, biological process: trehalose biosynthetic process.